Messenger RNA from Lathyrus oleraceus (garden pea), 5269 nucleotides. RefSeq lists its product as uncharacterized. Gene Ontology annotation, molecular function: protein binding. Bases 78 to 2807 code for a protein of 909 amino acids. The record is from RefSeq and is a predicted model, not a curated record. Lineage: Eukaryota; Viridiplantae; Streptophyta; Magnoliopsida; Fabales; Fabaceae. The transcript is spliced from 21 exons.
UGAAAAAACCCUAUGAAACAAACAUAAAAUAAAAAACUUUAAACCCUGACGAACAGAACUGAGCUCGGUUUGAAGACAUGUCUAACAUGGAAGCUGAUGUUGCCGAAAUCCGCGGCUACGAGCUCCGCCUCAUCCGCUGCACACUCUCUCCUUCUCCGGCGACACCAUUGAAUCCCGUAUCUCAAAACGAAUUCACAGAUGACCUCGUCAACAAGCUCCUGGACUCAAUCGAGUCUGGCAAUUAUGCUGAAGCACUCACCUCCCAAUCCUGCAGACUUAUCUUUCAACUCAGCUCCAACUUUCCGCCACCGAUUUCCGCCGACACUUUCUACUCCGAGUUGGUCGACCGCGCCGAGUCUUUUAUAACUGAUGUCUCAGUUAGCCCCGUCGAACAGGCUCGAAGAUCCACCCUCGUGUUGUGUAUUGCCGUUGCUGCGUUUCUAGGGUUCACUCAAUGUAAUUUCACAGGGCCAUUGAAGGAGAAAGUGCUACCGAGAUUCCCUCUGCCUCUGGUUGAAUUUGAAUGUGCAGAAUGGGACAUUUGGGCGCGUAAUUAUCUUAUGUCUGAUGGUUCUGAUUUGCUUGGGAAGUUCUCCAAUCUUCAGUAUAUUGUUUUUGCUAAGAUGUUGCUCAUGAGGAUGAAAGAUUUAUCAGUUGAUAUUAGAAGCCUUACUUGGUGGCUUGGAAGGGUUUUGCUUCUUGAACAAAGAAUUUUGGAUGAACGGUCUUCUACCCUUUUUGAUCUCUUGCAUGCUUAUAUGGGUGAAGCCUUACAACAAUUUGGCACUUCAGAACAAGUUCAGAGCUAUUGGAAAGUUGGUUUGCUUGACGGAGAGAGCUUGGCAAUUGUCUCCUUGCUUCAUUUAGAGGCUGGAAUUAUGGAAUAUGUAUAUGGACGAGUUGAUCCUUGUAGGACACGUUUUGAGUCAGCUGAGAUGGCAGCUGGGCUUCAGCUAUCAGUGACUGGAGCACUUGGUUUCCGUACCAUACAUCAGGUUGAACCAAAGGCACAGAUGGUACUUGUUGCAUGCUCAAAUUCGUCAAACAGCGAGGACAACCGCUCCUUAACAGGAACUGGCAUCCAAGCAUGUGAUGGAAGCAAUGGUGGAAAUAAUUUACGUCAGCAUCAAGCAUCUGAAGCAUCUGACAUACUUGUAAUACCAAAGCUGUUAGAAAACACUGAUGACUCUAAGUCUAGGUCACAAGGCAUGGAAAAUGGUGCUGCUGUCACUUCCAACUUGACAGCAACACAGCAGGCUGUAGUUCUAGCACAUUGCCUUCUAAUUGAGAAGAGUUCCCGACACGAUGAAUUGCAACGAUGGGAUAUGGCUCCUUACAUUGAGGCAAUUGAUUCCCAGCAGUUCUCUUACUUCAUUAUACGAUGCUUCUGCGAUAUCUUGCGUAUUAGAUGGGAGUCAUUGCGUAGUCGAACGAAGGAGCGUGCAUUACUGAUGAUGGAUAACUUAGUGAAGCAUAUAUAUGAAUCUUCUCCAGAAAUUGCAGAAAGAAUUCCUUUUAGUUAUGGUGUUUAUAUGGCUAGUAUUCCUGCUUUGAGAAAGGAAUAUGGUGAACUUUUGGUACGUUGUGGCUUGAUAGGGGAGGCAAUAAAGGAGUUUGAUGAUUUAGAAUUAUGGGACAAUCUUAUACACUGCUACAGUCUCUUGGAGAAGAAAGCAUUAGCUGUUGAUCUCAUAAAGAAGCGUCUUUUAGAAAGGCCAAAUGACCCCAGGUUAUGGUGCUCAUUGGGUGACAUAUCCAUUGAUGAUGCUUGCUAUAAAAAAGCUCUGGAAGUUUCAAACAAUAGGUCUGCUAGAGCUAAGCGCUCUCUGGCCCGCAGUGCAUACAAUAGAGGAGACUACGAGACGUCUAAAACUUUAUGGGAGUCUGCAAUGUCAAUGAACUCUAUGUAUCCAGAUGGUUGGUUUGCAUUUGGGGCUGCUGCAUUGAAGGCACGGGAUGUUGACAAGGCUCUAGAUGCAUUUACUCGUGCUGUUCAGCUCGAUCCCGAAAAUGGGGAAGCUUGGAAUAACAUAGCUUGCUUACAUUUGAUAAAGAAAAAGAGCAAGGAGGCCUUUAUUGCAUUUAAAGAAGCACUGAAGUUCAAACGAAACAGCUGGCAACUAUGGGAGAAUUACAGCCAUGUUGCUGUUGACGUUGGUAAUAUCAGUCAGGCACUGGAAGGCGCUCAGAUGGUUUUGAACAUGACUAAAAAUAAAAGAAUAGAUACAGUUUUAUUGGAACGAAUCACAAAUGAGGUGGAAAAGCGGCUUUCUACAAGUAAUUUUGUACCUCCUGUGACAACUGAUAAUAAGGCUAACACAGAUCAAAUCUGUACGGUUGAUUCUGGAUCAGAACCUCAAGAGCAAGUAUCUGGACUACAUGUUGCAGGAAGUACGCGUGAAACUGAACAAUUAAUAUCAUUGCUUGGGAACGUUUUACAGCAGAUAGUUAAAAACGGGAGUGGAUAUGGACCUGAUAUCUGGGGCUUAUAUUCCAAAUGGCACAGAAUUAAGGGAGAUCUCACGAUGUGUUCUGAAGCCCUCUUAAAGCAAGUUCGAUCACUCCAGGGUUCCGAUACAUGGAAUUACCGAGAUCGCUUCCAAAAGUUUGCAAAAGCAUCUUUGGAACUCUGCAAGGUGUACAUGGAAAUAUCUGCAUCGACUGGAAGUAUGAAAGAAUUGUUUACAGCUGAGAUGCACUUGAAGAAUAUUUGCAGACAGGGUCAGAGCUUCUCCGACACAGAAGAAUUCAAAAAUAUUCAGGCUUGUCUUGAUGAAGUGAAAAUUAAACUCCAAUCCAAUGCCUAGCUAUAAAUCUUGUUAAAAGGUAGCAUUUUGGACUAGUUAGUGAGUUCAACCGAAGUUUUGACCUGAAGUUCGCACACCACAUCUGAUUCUCCUCCCUGUAACUUGUGGUGGUGUAAGGUUCAAUCUGAAGUCAUCAUAGUGAAUUCAAUCCAAGUUUUGAGCUGAAGUUAUAUUAAGAAUGGCUUUGUAUCUCUUUGUAUCUCUAUUGUUUAUGUAUUCUUUAGUUAGUGCAACUUUUUUGCUAGAGCCAUAGCAAAAAAUUAGGCUGUAUUUUAGUGAUAUGAUUUUGGUCAACUCAUUUAGAAUUAUUGUAAAAUUUAUAGAAAUUUGUGUAACACUUUAAGUUAUAGAUAUCUAUCAGUUUAAAUUAGUUUUACACUAACAUCUGCUCCCACCAUUUCUUUUAAUUGACACAUUUACACCAAUGUGUUUCAAUUUAUUUGGUUUUUCAAUGUUCAGUAACUUAAUUACAGAGAGAGCCACUGAAUUUACAUAGCUGAUAUUUACCUCUUCUGUGUUCUGUCUACUCUCUCAUCUCAUAAAGGUUGUGUGUGGGCAUUUGGCAAUGACUCUUUGGAGCCUAUGCUGGAAAAGGAACCACAUUAUGGAGGAAAACAUCUUUCGCAAUGACUUUUUCAUCAUAAUUUAUAAUGUUUGUUAACUAAAUUUAAUGGAAGUUGAGUGAUUUUAUCACAUAUAUAUAUUAUUUUGAAGAAGUAAAUUAUAUAUUAGAGUUAAGUAUGUGUCCUUACAAACAUCUAAAAUUUUGCUUUUAAUCUCUAAAAAUUUUCAGUAAGUUUUGAUACCAAAAGUUUUGCUUCUCGAAUUUUGAUUCUCAUUGUUAACUUUGUCAAACACAAGUUGUUACAUCGACGUGACUUUCAUAUUAUUUAAUCGAUAUCACGCAUAAAAAGUACUAUAAUUCAAAGAAAAUACCUUCAACUUUUGUUUGUAUUCCUUAGAGAAAUGAGUACAAUGUUCUGGACCCAAAAAAAAAACUCAAAUGGUUGAAAUAUAAUGUCUCAAAUCCACUUCAUUCGAUCUAAGGUAUAUAACUAAUUCAAGCAAAAGGCAAAAUAUAUUAAUUGAUCUUUAUUUUUCAAUACACUCAAUUUGAAGUGUUAAUCUUGGAUAUCAACCACCAGUUCAGAAUUCCUCCUCAUCUACUUCAACUAUUUCUGAUUCUAGUACAGAACAAUGACGCAGUCUGUCGGAAUCGACUUCCGAUUUCCGUGAAUUUCCAUCAUCAAAUCAAUCUCAGUCUGAAAUCAGAUUGGUACCAACAAUAGAAAAUGUAUAUGCGAUAACUCUGAUAGCUAUGCCGAAGGUCCUGGAUUCGUCUCCCAGAUCAAUCGUUCACCAGAUAUGACUAAUCAACAUUUUGCACAAUACCGCAUCAUCCAUCACAUGUCAUUCUCCAGGAUGCUUCCUGCUCACGAUGGAUACUGGAGUUCUAGAUCGUGAAAAGGUCAAUGGGAUUCUAAACUUCGAUCUGCAUUUGGUCAUUGCAAUCACUAUCGUUGAUCGAAACCUAAAAGGAUUUUUCAUACGAAAGUUCGUGCAACAUCCUCUAUGCAGACACAUUGGAAUUGUUACGCAUCCAGCAAGCAGAUCUGAAUCCGUAUAACAGAGGAUAUUUGUUAGCUUUCAACGAUUCAAUAUCUCAUCCUCAAGGAACUAAAGAUAUAACAAUAGCUAUUGGAGAAUAAAUACACGAGAGGAAGGUGGUUUAUUUUGAAGCACAAGUAAAAAUGGAAGAAAAGGAGGUGCAAAAAGGAGAGAAAAUGAACCAAAUGUCAAAGCCCAGCCCAAAGCACAAAACGCAGGUGCCGUGCAUGUGACGGACGUCACAGAGGGCGUGACGAGCGUCACGCCUUGCACCCUCCUGUGACGGACGUCACACAUGGUGUGACGAACGUCACACCAUUCCCCUACAUUUUUGGCGCAAGGAACGCCUCAGAGACGUUGAGCGUUGAAGGAGUGUUGAGCCCUAUAUCCACGCCAUGCUUUUAUGCACGUUGAAGAUCUUUUUGGCAGCGGAAGCGGUUACUCAAGCAUAUAUAAAUAGCCACUUGCAAAACCAAAAAGGGGGUCCGAAGCUUUUCCACAUUUUUUCCUUUGCCGUUUUCGCUUUUGCACAUUUUCUUUUCCAGCAACUUAAGUAGUAUUGUUUCUUUAUUAUUUUUACGAGUUCUACACUAUCUCCCUUGCAAUUUCUAUUUUCCUUUUUCCUUUUUAGCAUUUAGUUAAUUCUUUUCGCACAAUAGUUUCUACACCGGAAACUAUUGUGCACCUUUUUACCGGAUCUAACCUUACGUUAGAAUCUAGCUUUAUUUCCUUCGUUUUAAUUUGUUGUUUAAUUGAAGAAUCCAAGAACAAAUCCUACCGGCUUGUGGUGGAGUGUUCAAGACUAUUGUUUAACUCAUUCAGGUUCUUUAAUUAUUAUUUAAUGCUUUGUUUUA